This is a messenger RNA of Mycena citricolor, 2247 nucleotides long. The record is from the annotation of a GenBank genome assembly. Lineage: Eukaryota; Fungi; Basidiomycota; Agaricomycetes; Agaricales; Mycenaceae.
CGACGCCGCGUUGAAGCCGCAGAACCCGCAGAACUACGCGUUCUUCGCGCUGCUGGCCCAGUCGAACCCCGAGUUCUUCGACUCCAAGUGCUUCAUCGGAAACCAACUUGGUGCCCGCCACUUGGUCGAGGACGUCGAGGAGGUCCCUGAAGAGUCGAGCGAGAUUGACGCUCGUGAGCUGGUGGAGGAUGACGAGGACGUUCUUGAAGACGAGUCCGACGACCUCUCCGCCCGAGCAGUCAAGAAACCCGUCGUGAAGAAGCCCGUGGCCAAGCCUGUCGUGAAGCCUGUGGUCAAGCCUGUGGCUAAACCCGUCGCCAAACCCGUCGCGAAGCCUGUGGUCAAGCCUGUCGCCAAACCCGUUGCGAAACCAGUGGCGAAACCAGUAACUAAGCCGGUGGCGAAACCUGUGGCCAAGCCAGUGGCAAAGCCUGUCGCUAAACCCGUGGCAAAGCCUGUCGCGAAGCCGGUUGCUAAACCAGUCGCAAAGCCCGUGGCCAAACCAGUUGCGAAACCCGUAGCCAAACCGGUCGCCAAACCGGUUGCAAAGCCGCCCACGAAGCCCGUCGCCUCCAAGUCCGCCGCAGCCCCCAAGCCCUCCGCGUCCAAAGCGGCCUCCUGCUCCGCCAGCGCGAAGGUGUGCACGGCGUGCGCGAAGAUCGAGAAGGGCAUCCCCGGCGACGUCAAGCUGAACCACUUUGACGACGACUCGGUGUAAUCUUGGCUUGUCUUGCGGAUUGGAUAGGGAUGUGUACAUGUACUUAAUAUGAAGGAAUUAAUUGAGAAAGGAGUUUUUUUUUGGUUGAUCGAGGGGCUCUGGUCGGUGGCGAUGUUUCGACAUUUGAGUCCUGAGUGGGUCGUUUGACUAGACGAUGGAACGGGCGCUGAGAUCAUCCAGCGGUGAUGGAUCACCUCACUGCGGGUGUCGUUCAGUGGAUAUCUGCAUGGCGUAUGAUAGCUAAAGGUUGAUUGGAAAGAUCCACCCAAGCACGGCCGUUGGCGCGCAUGAUUCGCUGUCGGGCCACGGAUAGCAGUACAGCCCUUGUAACCCUAGUCCAGGGAUGUCCUCUACCGCCCAGAGGGCUGUCAGCGCACUGUUCGACGAAGAAAUGCGGUUGCAUAUCUGCAUCUGCCAGCCGCAUAUCCUGGAGGGCGUACGGCAACGGGGAUUGGGAUCGGACGUGUGUCAUCGGUCCCUUCGCGCUCCUUCCUCCAGUACGAGUUCGAUGGCAUUGCGGAUGGAUACUGGAGCGAGAUUAGGCAGUCGCUUGCCCUGCUUGGGUUCCAACCGCCGUGGAGCGACAUCCAGUAUGACGACGUCAGUCGUCGGUUCCUUCGCGUUUGACAGGCCAGAGGUGAGAUAGCGUUUCCAGAUCUCGAGCAGCGGGUCUAUUCAUGGCAUGCAGCACGCAGCACCUGGUCCUGGAUUAUCCGAGUCACCAAGUCAGGCCGCGCGUAUAUCCUUCGUUGCUAGCGCAGUAUCCCGAAGUGAGGUGGUCAUCGAAAUGAAUCUUUGAGCUGGACUUGGCAUGACUCUGAGACUCUUCGGCAGACUGAUAAUGAUGUGCUGCCAAAGGCCUUCAGCCUGCAACUUAUCACGUGUCGGCUAUAUUUGGCAGCGUCAAGUCGUCACGAUCACGUGUGUCGAGCACGUGUGCCGAGGGUCUUCUAAUUAGACCCACUCGCCGCGCGGUGCCGGGCGCAUCUUCUUUACCGUGGAUCUUGGAUCUGUGGACUUCUCUUUGGACCAACCUCCAACUAAAUUCUCAGCCACUAUCUCCGAAACCCAUGCUAACACCACAUUUGGCGCCGGCGAUCUCCUAGACCAAGCGUGUGGUCACGAAGUGGCUUUUAUCCAAGGACACGAACGGCGAUGGGUGUAUGCGGGUCGACUGUACCGUGUCGCGCAGACGACUCGGUACUCGCUAUCCUGCUGAAGAGGAAUGGACAUACGAUGCGGUUCAUCCCGUACGAGAGGCUGCAAGUACGGUUUGAGCAAAACCGCACACGAAACCGAUGAUAGUCGUUGGGGGCCAGUUCACUUGGUCGUCGGUCGGAUGCGUCUCAGGAGACUGUAUGUCACAGCUUGCCACUAGUAGGACCCGCCCGACAACGCCCUUAGCGACCAGAAAACAGGGGGGUCAAAGCGCUGAUUUGCAACCAAAUGAGGAGGACACAUGAUUGGAAUCAGAGUGGGUCCCAUCAGAUCCGGGGGAUGGGUAUAUUCACUUUACACCUGUGCUUUCA